AUGGCAUCCGAUCAAUACGCCGAAAUAUGUGACCAACUAUAUACCCAAAUCAUGAGAAGACUGGAGAACUGUUACAAAGAUGGGACUCGUGUGGGUCGUUUUGCUCCGAUCGGGACCGCCCAAGAGGUGCUCAAGCCGGAGAUUUUAUACAUGUUCUUUCGCAGUCUCCAGUUGCCUCAAAUUGAAACAUACGACCUGAAUCUGGAACUGAAUACUUUGGUUAGGAGGGUGGGUCAACGGAAACUUCACACAUUUCUGGCUAUCCUUAUUUUCACGUCGUGUACAAUAGAAGCCGCUCGAACAUUCACGGUCAAGCUAUUGGCCCCCACGGACACGAACUCUCUACCAGCGAAACGAGAACCCCUUGUAUCGAUUUUCGUGGAUCCAGUCACGCCAGACAAGAUUCUGUCGGCCCAGGCAUGCUUUUUUCCUGUUGUGAUUUGCAGCAAAGAUCAGGAUCGCAUUGAGAGCUUGGAGCGCGAAUGCCUUCCUUAUCUGGAACAGGAGCUUCGGGGAAAAGGGGCCUUUGGCACGGUUUAUCGCGUGAAGAUUGCCAAGGGUCACUUCUUCUUUCGCAACCUGAGAUCAGCCAACUCUGAUCCUAUUGAUAUCGCAUGCAAAGAUUUCCAGUCCAGUGAGGAUAUUGAGCUGGAGGUCAUGCAACAGAUUCUAUCUUGCAAGCAGACCUGUGCGAAUAUUGCCGAGAUCUAUGGGAGCCUUGAGAUCGGCUCGGCUGGGUACAGCAUUUUCAUGCCUCUCGCCAUUGAGGACCUCAGAGCUCAUAUGAAAGAUGAUACACGGCCAAGACCAAGUGCGACUAAAAGAACCGAUAUAAUUCUUGGGGCUGCAGGAGUCGCUGGAGGUUUGAAAUUCCUCCAUAAGGGUAUUGAUAUGCCUCUGGGUGGGAAACUGGUCUGUUACCACAUGCACCUGAAGCUAGAUAACAUUUUGAUAUUCCUGGAUAAGAUCGAUGAUAAUGGGAAGCGGAAGCCGCAUUAUAUCUGGAAGAUCAGUGAUUUUGGCAUGUCUCGUAUCAGGUACCAGGAUGAUAAUGAGCGGCGCGAUGCUCCAUCCCUUGCUGGAACUCGUAACGAGCGUCUAGAAGGCACAUAUCUGGCACCUGAAUCUCUUCUCCCAAGUAAAAGCAUGAAGACUGCCAGCGAUGUCUGGUCCCUGGGCUUCAUCAUCAGUGUUCUGUUUACAUACUUGGCGGAGGGCACAGAUGGGUUAUAUCAUCGCACCGCAAACGGUUAUGAUCGGUUUUUCGUCGCAAACACGGCCUUCGGACGUCCAAAGAUCCAUCCAGAGAUCAGAUUAUGCCAUGACCUUUUGAUCAAGAAGGCGAACCAACAAAUUCCACAAGAGGGGCAAGCCUUGAAAUCAAUAUUGAACUAUCUUGAACAAGACGUUCUUGUUCUGGAUCAGAAAAACAGGGAUCUUGCGGCGGAUUUGCAAAAACAGCUGAGCAAAGCACAUCGAGCAUACAGGGAAUUGGAUGACACACCGAGAGAGCGUCCCAGUGGUGAUCACCACCAAUUUCGCGCACUGCUCCAGGAUAUCCGCAUAAGUGGAUCAAUGGGAAGCAAAAAAGAGGCAUCCAAGCGGGCUGACACUUGGUUCUUCAAACCUAAGGAGGGUUUCAAAGGCUGCGAAAUAUCUCCGGAUGGAUCUAUCAUCGCAUUUUGGAAUGAUUUCACGAUUUCGCUUUACACCCAGUCGUUCGGGCGCACAGAAGGCGAGAACUUACACCCGGUUGCAGAGUUCUCUUUGAGAAAGACCGGCGAACCUCGGCGAUUUUGGAAAAGCCUUAGUUUGACAAGUACGUAUUCGGUAGCUAUCUUGUCGGGCAUUGAUUUUCCGUGCUUUGUCUUUGAUCUACGGCGUGAUAUAAGAAGGAACAAGUCGAGAAACAUCAGUCUUGAACAUUCUACCCACGUCUCAAUUUCGCUGCCUGAAAUAAAAGAGGUGGCCAUUUCGCCUGGAGGUCAAAAGAUGGCGUGUAUUGUGCGCAAGAAAGAUAAGGGCGACAGCCCAGGCUCGUUGUACAUGGGGAUAGUCGGAUCACCAAAUGAGUGGAAACUGGGAUUGAAGCUGGAAUGGCCAGCAUCAGAUGUUAUUCAACUUUCAUUCUCGGGGGAGAAUAAUAUCUACAUUGUCUUCCGACCACAGCGAACUGACCGAUCCCAUAAGCACAAGAUUCCCGUUCUUCAUGCAUGCCUAACAACAAAGCAUAUGUAUCCCCUAAUCAUUGAACCUCAACACUGUUGGCGUAUUGAAGUCUGUGCGAUUGUCACUCGGGAAAAACAGCUGCAUAUACAAAGCCUCACGGAGUCCGAUAAAGCCACUCCUGCCAUCCAGACGAGUAGAAGUAUCAAAAACUACCGAGUCGUCAAGUUGGUUUCGGGGAAUAAUGAAUUUGCAUAUGUCGGAGUUGAAGUCGUUUCCUCGUCUGGCGGAGGUAACUCGUUCAAGUUCUCAGCCAUCUGGAUUCCAGUAUCCGCGACAGUCGCAUAUUGUCUCAGUGGAGUCCUUGGCACAUUGGAUAUUGAGCGGAAAGACCCUCAUCUUCCUCGACUUAGCUGGCUUCCACCGGAUCCAAACAGAGACGAUAAUUCACCAAGUCGCGCUGCCUUUGUUGUCAUUGCUUUGGCUUCUAAAAUCUCCGGCUUGGCUGACACCUUCAAUACGUUUCUAGUAUUUACUUGUCUUUCCUGUGCGACCACUAAUCUAUAUGUUGCCUCACGGACGUUGUUUGGACUAGCUAGUCGGUUGGAAGGUGGUGAAGGCCGGCGGUGGUACUUACGUUUCCUUGCUUCGUUUGGGACAACAGAUAGUCGUGGUUUUCCCUUGCGAGCGAUGAUAUUCUCUGCAAUUGCGUUCUGGUGGGUUCCUUUUCUUCAGCUCAUCCGCGGGACUUCAAGUCCUCGGUCCUCAGUCAAUACGUUUGUUGAAGUGCUAAGUGAAAUGGCAUCCGUGAGUGUUUUGCACGUUUGGGCUUGUGAAUGCUUAGCAUUUAUUCGCUUCUAUCGAUGCAUCUAUCAACAUCGUAAUUACCUCGAGCGUGAAAACAUUGCUCUGGUCCAGCGCUGGAGCGUCAAGAAUUAUUCCGACUACCCUUACCGCGGUUAUGGGCAGCCAAUGCUUGCAUAUCUAGCCCUGCUUGGGUGUGUAUUUGUUUUAUUGGUGGCUAAUGGGGCUGCGUUGUGGAACGGAUUCCAUCUUUUGCCUUUCCUUGCCUCGUACCUGACUGUUAUUUUCUUCAUUGGGACAUGGAUUCUUUUGAAGAUUUUCCGGUCGGCGCCAUGGUCUUUCGUUGAUCUUUCGCAACCUAAGAAAGUUGCCGACAUAUUCAAGCAUUUGCAUGCUAUCCGUUUUGGGGUCACAGAUUCUAAUGAGGAUAUUUCGGAAAGGUAA
Messenger RNA from Penicillium antarcticum, 3414 nucleotides. RefSeq lists its product as uncharacterized. Gene Ontology annotation, cellular component: membrane. Gene Ontology annotation, molecular function: protein kinase activity; ATP binding. Gene Ontology annotation, biological process: protein phosphorylation; transmembrane transport. The record is from RefSeq and is a predicted model, not a curated record. Lineage: Eukaryota; Fungi; Ascomycota; Eurotiomycetes; Eurotiales; Aspergillaceae. The transcript has 10 exons. Bases 1 to 3414 code for a protein of 1137 amino acids.